This is a messenger RNA of Acyrthosiphon pisum (pea aphid), 836 nucleotides long. RefSeq names its product ribonucleoside-diphosphate reductase large subunit-like. Gene Ontology annotation, cellular component: ribonucleoside-diphosphate reductase complex. Gene Ontology annotation, biological process: deoxyribonucleotide biosynthetic process. The transcript has 5 exons. Lineage: Eukaryota; Metazoa; Arthropoda; Insecta; Hemiptera; Aphididae. Gene Ontology annotation, molecular function: ATP binding; ribonucleoside-diphosphate reductase activity, thioredoxin disulfide as acceptor. Bases 104 to 772 code for a protein of 222 amino acids. The record is from RefSeq and is a predicted model, not a curated record.
GUUCAUUGUUCAGUAUUCAGUGUUCGAUUGAAAACUAUAGCGUUUAAAAGUACGCAUUAUUGACAUUGUACUAACUUUAAAUCGACCCUAUCUCAGUAUUACUAUGGCCGAAUUGAAGAAGCAUUUGCACGUUCAAAAAAGAGAUGGCACUAUUGAAAAAGUUCACUAUGAUGCAAUUACUGCACGUAUUAAACAAUUAUGCUAUGGCUUGGAGAAAAUUGAUCCAGCAGCAACUGCAAUUCAUGUGAUCAAAAAAUUUCUGUACGCCGGUAUUACUACAUCUCAACUAGAUGAUGCAGCUGCUGAAACGGCAAUUACUAUGGCUACUAUUCAUCCAGAUUAUGAAAAACUAGCAGCUCGCAUUGCUAUUUCUAAUUUACAUAAGCAAACUAAAGAAAAAUUUAGUGAUGUGAUUGAUGAUAUUCAUAAAAAUUAUAAUUAUUGGAAUAUUGGUUUAUCAGAUGAUAUUUAUGAAAUUAUCAUGAAGCAUAAAGAUCGAUUAAACGAGGCAAUUAAUUAUGAAAAUGAUUAUAUAUUAGACUACUUUGGAUUUAAAUACUUAAUCCAACAUUUUUUAGUUAAAUCUGAAAAUCAAACUAUUGAAAGACCUCAACAUUUGUUUAUGAAAGUUGCUGUAGGUAUUCAUGGAGAUGAUAUUGAUUCAGCUAUUGAAACAUACAAAAUGUUAUCUCAAAAGUUAUGUAUGUUUUCUCCAGUAGUUAUGCAAUUGCAGCCAGCUGCUAGAAAACUCAAUGUGUCAGUUAUAAGGUAAAAUUUAAGAUUUUCUAGAAAAAAAAUGUAUACUUAUAUUUGUAUUUUAUUAGCCAUUACUCAGU